Molecule: messenger RNA, 880 nt
Organism: Babjeviella inositovora NRRL Y-12698
Lineage: Eukaryota; Fungi; Ascomycota; Pichiomycetes; Serinales
Exons: 1
Coding region: 460-798 (112 amino acids)
Source: RefSeq, a predicted model, not a curated record
CGCUCUUCUUACACUCACUUGUAACCACACCUUAGGGGGCUCUACGGGCUAAAACCUCUAGGAAGACGUUUUGGAUCAGCUAGUGUACCCCGCUGCUAUAUAGUUUUUUUUCGUUCGCCAGGCUCACUGGUACUCCGAUUUCUGCCCCACGUUCCUUACUCAGCCAUGGAAUAAUGGGUUCUACUUUUGGAGGAGAGAAAGCCACAUGACUUCAAUUAAACGCUUGAUACUUGUUUGUUGCGGUUGUGUGGAUCGUGUGAUGUGCCUUGACCACUAAGACCAAGGGCCAGAUUAAUGGCCGGGUUGGUUGGGGCCGCUCUACAUUUUUUUAUAGCGUAAACUUGAGUUUGUAGUUUCCGGAGUUGAUCGUAUCUACCAGUCUGCUGCUACGACGGAGCCCACUAAAGUCGGGUGGAUGCACCCUUCCCGGUAUCUGUCCAGUUUUCAAGCAUGCACAAAAUGAUAUCUUCUAAGGUUAAUGGUUCCAUCAAUACCCUUAAGUCUACCCUUAGAUCUGAGUUUGGUCGGAAUUUUCAGCCUGGAGGUUCUGAGCGAGUCUCACGCCCGUGCCAAAGAUUUGUAAGUCGACUUUCCGGCAUCCGACACGGUGUAUCCUUUGUCCGGACGCAUAUGCUGCUCACUUUUCAGUAUCCAAACCCCUUCUCGGUUGCUCCAUUAUCGAGAAGUAAACCAACUGCAAACACUUUCAAAACUGCAAUAUCUCCUACCAUGGGAUUCGGGGUGUGCGCCUGUUUGUCGAGACAGUGUUGUGACACGUCUAUACACCCCUGCUCGUGACAUUCCCACCUGUCCCUCUAUAUACCUACAGCACUUUUUCUUUCACGGUAAUUUGGAUUAGCAUCACAGGAUUCUAUAAAUA